AGCAAGGCCAGGGGUCAAACCCGCAAUCUCGUGGUUCCUAGUCGGAUUUGUUAACCCACUGAGCCACGACAGAAACUCCUCUGGUCAUUUUUUGAGCCUUGCUUUCCAUAAAAUGAGGAAGCUAACUGUUGUAAUAGACAUGUUCUCUGUAAAGAUUUGUAUGUAAACGUAAUCUGAGAAUGGCAUUUGUAUUUUUAAAAGUGUGGUCUUAAAUCCGUUCAAGGUAAAAGAUUUCGGAAGUAUUUUGGUCAGAAUGAGAAUUCAGAAUGGGAGAAUUAUUUGGGGGCAUCAUUUUUUUUCUCAUUAGUAAACUCUCUUCAUAGUCUUUUGCCCUAGUUUUCUGUUUCUUUUCACAGACAUUCAUAUGCUUUCCCAUUACCCUUAUUCCCUGAUACUAACCUUCCAUUUUGGCUUAAUAUACUACUGAUUUUUCUCAUGAAUAUAUAUAUAUUUUUUUGCAGCUACCCUCUUAAUUCCCUUUUUAAUUCAAGUUGACACUACUGCAUACCUACCCUUUCUCUUAUAAAAGCUUUUGAUUUUUGUUGUACCUUGCUUCCUUUAUUGCUAGAAUUCAUGCCUCUUGGCAAAGAGUCUAAAGAAAGAGGUAGAAGGGGGUACAUAAAGACUAGAACAUUGUACUCAAACUUUAUUGUGCGUCUUAAUUACCUGGGUGUCUUGUUAAAAAGCAGGUUCUGAUCUGAAGUUACAGGGUAGUACUAAAAUUUUGCAGUUCUCGCAUGUUCCCACGUGAUGCUAAUGCUACAGAUGCUGGUUUAAGGACCACAGUUUGAAUUAGUGCUGCUGUGGAAGGUCUAAGCCAGAAAGUAGUUAGAAAAAAAUAUAUAUCACCUUAAAGGAAACUCAUUCUUUUCUUUUUUCUUUCUUUCUUUUUUUUUUUUUUGGCUGUACCUGUGGCAUGUGGAAGUUGCUGGGCCAGGAACAGACCUGAGCUGCAGCAACCUGCUGCACCAUCAAGGAACUCAAAAGGAGACUCACUCUUAAAUGAUGAUGUUAUUAUAUAUAAAAGCCCCCUUUUCCUUUUGGCUGUGUGAGGACAUAGUGAAAAGACAGCCUUCUGUGAACCAGGAAGCGGGCCCUCACCAGAUGUCUUGAUCUCGGACUUCUUAUCUUCUAGAACUUUAAGAAAUAAAUUACUUUGUUUACAGGCCACGUCAUCUAAGUUAUUACUGUCACAACAGCCUGAACAGUAAGACAGUAGUUUUGAGUAAGAAGAGAUGGAGAAGAUACAGACAUCUUAAUAGAAUACCUUAUUUGUUCUUUAGAUCGCUAGAAUCCUCUUACGACUUUUUGAAAAUUUUGGUAAGAUACACAUAACCACUUACUGGUUUAACCAUUUAAAAAAGUGUUCAAUUCUGGAGUUACUGUUGUGGCUCAGCAGUAAGGAACUCGACUAGUAUCCAUGAGGAUGCGGGUUUGAUCCCUGGCCCUGCUCAGUGGGUUAAGGAUCUAGCGUUGCUGUGAGCUGUGGUGUAGGUUGCAGAUUUGGAUCGGACGCCUCGUUACUGUGGCUGUGGUGUAGGCCGGCAGGUACAGCUCCAAUGCGGCCCUAGCCUGGGAUCUUCCAUUUGCUGUGGGUGUGGCACUUAAAAAAAAAUGUUCAAUUCUGUGGCAUUAAGUAUGUUCACAUUUUUCAUGAUUUUUUAAAAUAGUUUUUUUAAUAGCAGUUUUAAGUUUGCAGCAAAAUUGAGCAGAAGGUAGACUUCCCUCAUACCCCCUCACUCUACAUAUGUAUGCCUACCUCCAGUAUCAACAUUCUGCACCCUAGUGGUACAUUUGUUACAACCAAUGAACCUGCAUGCGCAUUACUACUAUUCAAAGUCCAUAGUUUACAUUGUGGUUUACUUUUGGUGUUGUAUAUUCUGUACAUGUUGACUAAUGUCUGAUGGUUGGUAUGUAUCAGCCAUUUUAGUAUCAUACAGAAUGCCCUAAAAAUCCUCUGUGCUCUGCCUCUGCUUCUCUUCCCAUUUCUUGAACCCUGGCAACCACUGAAUUUUUACUAUCUCUGUAGUUUUGCCUUCUCCAGAAUGUCAUAUGGUUGGAAUCACACAGUGUAUAGUCUUUUCAGAUUGACUCCUUUCUCUUAAAUACUAUGCAUUUAAGUUUCCUCCUUGUCUUUUCAUGGCUUGAUAGCCCAUUUCUUUUAUGCGCUGAAUAGUUUUCCAUUGUUUAGUUGUAUGUACCAUACUUUGUCCUUUUACCUGCUGAAGUACAUCUUGAUUGCUUCCAGGUUUUGGAAGUUAUGAAUAAAGUUGCUAUAAACAUUCAUGUGCAAGCGAUUCUUUGGACAAAGGGUAUCAACUAUGGGAUUCCUUGGUAAAUACCAAGACACUUGAUUGCUAGAUCACAUGGUGAACUGGCACAGAGGUUGAUCUCAAGAUGCCAUUAGUGAAAAGAAACAUCGAUCCUAGGCACUUGUGCCACACAGCGCUGCCUAGAGGAAUUAAGAAUGAACUGGAAUGUGUGACCAAUAUUUCUUUGGCAAACAUAAUUAGACAGCUAAGUAGCCUGAGUAAAUAUGCUGAAGAUAUUUUUGGAGAAUUAUUCAAUGAAGCACAUAGUUUUUCCUUCAGAGUUAACUCAUUACAAGAACGUGUGGACCGUUUAUCUGUUAGUGUUACACAGCUUGAUCCUAAAGAAGAAGAAUUGUCUUUGCAAGAUAUAACAAUGAGAAAAGCUUUCCGAAGUUCUACAAUUCAAGAUCAGCAGCUUUUUGACCGCAAGACUUUGCCCAUUCCGUUACAAGAAACAUAUGAUGUUUGUGAACAGCCUCCACCUCUCAAUAUACUCACUCCUUACAGAGAUGAUGGUAAAGAAGGUUUGAAGUUUUAUACCAAUCCUUCAUAUUUCUUUGAUCUGUGGAAAGAAAAAAUGUUACAAGAUACAGAGGAUAAGAGGAAAGAAAAGAGGAAGCAGAAGGUAUUACAAGAAAUACAAAAAAUUGAACAGAAAAAUCUAGAUCGUCCUCAUGAACCAGAAAAAGUGCCAAGAGCACCUCAUGACAGGCGGAGAGAAUGGCAGAAGCUGGCCCAAGGUCCAGAGCUCGCUGAAGAUGAUGCUAAUCUCUUACAUAAGCAUAUUGAAGUUGCUAAUGGCCCAGCCUCUCAUUUUGAAACAAGACCUCAGACAUAUGUGGAUCAUAUGGAUGGAUCUUAUUCACUUUCUGCCUUGCCAUUUAGUCAGAUGAGUGAGCUUCUGACUAGAGCUGAGGAAAGGGUCUUGGUCAGACCACAUGAACCACCUCCACCUCCACCAAUGCAUGGAGCAGGAGAUGCAAAACCCAUACCCACCUGUAUCAGUUCUGCUACAGGUUUGAUAGAAAAUCGUCCUCAGUCACCAGCUACAGGCAGGACACCUGUGUUUGUGAGCCCUACCCCCCCACCUCCUCCACCACCUCUUCCAUCUGCCUUGUCAACUUCUUCCUUAAGAGCUUCAAUGACUUCAACUCCUCCCCCACCAGUACCUCCCCCACCUCCACCUCCAACCACUGCUUUGCAAGCUCCAGCAGUACCACCACCUCCAGCUCCUCUUCAGAUUGCCCCUGGAGUUCUUCACCCAGCUCCUCCUCCAAUUGCACCUCCUCUAGUUCAGCCCUCUCCACCGGUAGCUAGAGCCGCCCCAGUAUGCGAGACUGUACCAGUUCAUCCACUCCCACAAGGAGAAGUCCAGGGGCUGCCUCCACCCCCACCACCGCCUCCUCUGCCUCCACCUGGCAUUCGACCAUCCUCACCUGUCACAGUUGCAGCUCUUGCUCAUCCUCCCUCUGGGCUACAUCCAACUCCAUCUACUGCCCCAGGUCCCCAUGUUCCAUUAAUGCCUCCAUCUCCUCCAUCACAAGUUAUACCUGCUUCUGAGCCAAAGCGUCAUCCGUCAACCCUACCUGUAAUCAGUGACGCCAGGAGUGUACUUCUGGAAGCAAUACGAAAAGGUAUUCAGCUACGAAAAGUUGAAGAACAGCGUGAACAGGAAGCUAAACAUGAACGCAUUGAAAAUGACGUUGCCACCAUCCUGUCUCGCCGUAUUGCUGUGGAAUAUAGUGAUUCAGAAGAUGAUUCAGAAUUUGAUGAAGUAGAUUGGUUGGAGUAAGAAAAAAAUGCAUUGAUAAAUAUUACAAAACUGAAUGCAAAUGUCCUUUGUGGUGCUUGUUCUUUGAAAAUGUUUGGUCAUUCCAGUGUUUUGCUUUCUUUUCCUUAAGGUAAAUAACCCUUUUCCUCCAUAAUUUUUGAUUUCUAAGGAAAUUACUAGCAUACAUUUCAAACUAAAUGUUUUACAGUGGCUUAUCUUUUUUUUUUAUUUUUUUCCCUGAAAAGACAUAAUUUGGUCAAAUAAACCACUAAGUAUUAAGCAUGGACAGCUGUUGUUAGAGUAGCAGAUUCAGUUUUUUGAUAUAUCUUAAUUGUGCACUUUGUGAAUUUUAAUUUAAAGAAAGCAACUGAGAUUAAAAAUCUUGAGGGCAGCUGUAUCUAUUAAUGAGCCUUAUUCCAUUUCCUGACGUUUUAAAAGAAGAAACACUGCCUUGAUUAUAUGAAUACACACAGAAAGUACAUUUAGCUUGUAGUAUUGAAUUCUCUUAAAGGAAUGCUUGAAUUUUUUUUAAUUACUGUUUUAUUGUUUUUAAAUACUUGCCUUAUUUGAAUGUUUAGCAGUCCCCUUCCUACUUAUAUAUUGUGUGGUACAAUUUUGCUUGCCUAUAAGAGUUUAAAAAAUUUCCAUGUGAAAUACUCUUGACAUAAACCAUGUAACUUACAUAACUGUUAAGAAUAACAGUCUGAUUUAAUAAAUGGUUCAUUUUAAAGGCU
Molecule: messenger RNA, 4817 nt
Organism: Sus scrofa (pig)
Lineage: Eukaryota; Metazoa; Chordata; Mammalia; Artiodactyla; Suidae
Gene: WASF1
Product: WASP family member 1
Biological process (GO): actin cytoskeleton organization; positive regulation of Arp2/3 complex-mediated actin nucleation
Cellular component (GO): lamellipodium; SCAR complex; cytoskeleton
Molecular function (GO): Arp2/3 complex binding; actin binding; protein kinase A regulatory subunit binding
Source: RefSeq, a predicted model, not a curated record